Messenger RNA from Manacus vitellinus (golden-collared manakin), 1151 nucleotides. RefSeq lists its product as uncharacterized. Lineage: Eukaryota; Metazoa; Chordata; Aves; Passeriformes; Pipridae. The record is from RefSeq and is a predicted model, not a curated record.
AUGUGCAGGUUGCAAGAGCAAGUGCCGGCCUCCAGGUGUGAAAAGGUAGAAAUUGGAGGUUGCUCGGCUUUGUGUCUGAUUUUCGGUGUCUGUCUCGAUCCCUCGGAGGAACGCACCCCGCGCUGUGGCGGGAGCCCUGCAUCGCCCGGCGGGUCAGCUCUUCCCUCCUCCCGCUGGAUCCCGUGCCGGUGCCCCGCCCGCGUUCGCCGCGACGGCGCGGCGGCGGUGCCGCUCCGGCGCGGCGGGCCCGGAACCCUCGGCGCGGCGCGCGGUUUCCGCGGGCGGUUGGGGCAGGACCCGCUGGGCUAUUUCGCGGCCUACCGGCAGUCCACAGCUACCGACUCUCGGCAGCCGACGAGCCCCACGCCCGACGAGCGCCCUCGGGGGCGGCGCGCGCCCGCGGGCGGGCAGCCCGCGGGAGCCGCCCGCCUUCUCUACAACCCGUCAACAAGGAGAAUCGACCUCGGGACCGAGCCCGCGUCCUGCGCGCGCGCGCCCGAGGACGGGUGCGGGGGCCGCGGCGGCGGUCGAGGCGCCGGAAGCAACGCCGUGCCCGCCGAGACCUACAGCCCCGCCGAGAAGCGCGCCGCCACCGGCCGCCCGCCGUCGACCAUGGCCAUCAAGUGGUCCAACAUCUACGCAAGACACGCGAACGACCGCCUCCCCCGGCCGGCCGGCAAGGCCAAGUUCCUGCCGGACGAGGAGCAGCGAGCCCUCGGAUGCGAUGGUGAAAAAGAUGAUGAACCAGCUUCUGCUAAGAAACGUAAAGUAGACUCUGGAGAACAGGCGAAGAAGAAGAAGAAGAAGGUAAUAUUCCUGGAAGCUCAGAGGAACUCCUGCAGGACUGGCUCAUGGUCCCUGUACCAGAGCCUGGUGUCACCUGUGCCACCAGCUGGGCAGUCUGUUAGACUGGGCAGGAAGAGAUGCCACCAAGGACUAUGUGCCAUAGUUUGUGCAGCCACUGAAGACUAGCAGGACAUCACACCAAUACAUCCCAUGAGGCAUGAUGAGAUAGAAUAGCUGACUAAUAUUUGGGUUAAAUAUUUGGAAAUUCUUCCUGACCACAUGACUGGUGAGGCUGUUGGAAUAAUAGAAGGACCAUACCAUAUAACUUGAGGUAUUUAAACCAAGGUUCAUUUGAAUAUGAGCAA